AUGAUGAGCAGCCUUUCAUACUGGUUGGUAUGGAAAGCAGGCAAGAGCUUCCCUCGGAUUAAACGGAUCUUGUGGCUUCAGCCGUCUUGUUGGCAUCCCACCAAAAGAGGCAGUCGCUUGACAAGUGGACCCCCGACUCGAGAAGAUAUAGGGUGGACUGCCAAAUGGCUUCUAAGGGUGGUUGAAGGAGAAAACUCUGCCCAGGUCACCCCCAGCAGCCACCCCAAGAAGGACCACAUUUCCAAUGAGGACCUUUCUAAGGAGCCUGUCAUCUCCAAGGAAGACCUGGUUUCCAAAGAGAAAGCUCUCAAAAGAGCAAAGAGUCAAAAGCCCAUAUCCCAAGAGGACAAUUUCGAAAAUGUUCAGCUCCAAUGAGAAGAGACUACAGAAGUGGCUCCCAGGGCUGCAACCACCUCAGAGGGAAAACUCGCCAAACUGAGCCAUAAAAUUGGGAAGAAUCUGGACAAAGCAGCAAAAGGAAUCAUGAACUACCUAAAAAAUCUAAUCCCUAGCGCCAAUGAUGUCAUGAGACCCUAA
Callithrix jacchus (white-tufted-ear marmoset) is the source of this 537-nucleotide messenger RNA. The record is from RefSeq and is a predicted model, not a curated record. NCBI's taxonomy places the organism in Eukaryota, Metazoa, Chordata, Mammalia, Primates, Cebidae.